Messenger RNA from Synchytrium microbalum, 948 nucleotides. RefSeq lists its product as uncharacterized. Gene Ontology annotation, molecular function: O-acyl-L-carnitine transmembrane transporter activity. Gene Ontology annotation, biological process: mitochondrial transport; carnitine transmembrane transport. NCBI's taxonomy places the organism in Eukaryota, Fungi, Chytridiomycota, Chytridiomycetes, Synchytriales, Synchytriaceae. Bases 1 to 948 code for a protein of 315 amino acids. The record is from RefSeq and is a predicted model, not a curated record. Gene Ontology annotation, cellular component: mitochondrial envelope. The transcript has 4 exons.
AUGGAGAACAAGGACUUGAACCUGAUCAAGAGUGCAAUUGCAGGCACUUGUGCUGGUGUAUCUGCCACUCUAGUAGGCCAUCCUCUCGAUGUCAUCAAAACUAGAACUCCUGUAACAACAUCACGCAGUCUUAUCAUCGCUCAGUCUUACCAGCCCUUCUGGCUGCAAACCUCAAACGCCUACAAGUCAGCAAUGGACUGUGCUCGAAUCACAGCGCGAAAUGAAGGAAUACGAGGCUUCUACCGUGGCGUCACACUGCCCUUAUUAGGCUUGACACCAAUGUACGCCAUACGGUUCUGGGGCUUUGACCUAGCCCAGAAAAUUAUGUUUUCUAUAAACCCGGAUCGUCCCAAAAAGCUAUCGCUUCCUGAAGUUGUUGGAUGUGGAGCUUUUGCUGCACUUGCACCGACUUUUAUAACAGUCCCUCAGGAAAGAAUUAAGAUUGCACUGCAAACGCAGGACCAGGUCGGUGGGCUGAAGUCUGUGAAGCGAUAUACGUCAAUGUUUGAUGCCAUAUCACAUAUUGUGAAGACUGAAGGUGUGAUACGUGGAUUAUAUAAAGGAACCAUACCGUGUCUAUGUCGUGAUAUUCCAGGCGCAAUGGGCUACUUUGGCACAAACGAGUUCGUACUAAGAGCACUAAACGCUCCAGGUCAUCCACCAUCUGUGUCAUCAAUAUUAAUUGCAGGCGGUUGUGCAGGUCUUGCAUUCUGGAGCAUUGGUAUACCUGCGGAUGUAGUGAAAUCACGCAUCCAAGCUGCUCCAGACGGCACAUAUAAAGGAACUAUUGACGCUUAUAGAAAGGUACUUGCUGAAAAUGGAGUGAGGUCGUUGUAUAAAGGGUUGAAGCCAGCACUCCUUAGAGCGUUUCCUGCCAACGGAGCGGCUUUUGGCGGUAGAGCAGGAGCGCUAGCACUCCUCAACUAUGUAUGGCAAACGAAUAGAUAG